ACUAUUAUUGAUAAUUUACGUUAAUUGCUCGUAAAAUAAAUAAUAUAUAAAUUUAACUUUGUUCUAUUAUAUUCGACCGUAAUCUAUUCAAUCAAUUGAACACACGUUUUUGACAGUUCUUUUCAGUUAGCGGGUAGUUUAUUUAACUUUUACAUAGAAUAAAAAGUAAAAAUAAAAAUAAAAUUAUUUAUAUUUCGAUACAAUAUUAUUAAAUCUCGUUUUUGAAAGUGUAUGUAAAUUUCUAUUUCAAAAUUGAAUAAAGAAUGAAGAAUGGUUAAGUCAAUAAUGUAUAGGUUAAACAUGAAUCUUUUAAAGUGAUUAUAUUAUUAAAAGUAAUAAAAAAAAUGGAUAACGUUUCGACUGCAGAGUGUUUAACUCUUGAUUUUGGUCCCUUUGAAACUGUUCAUCGUUGGCAACGUAUGCCAGAAUGCGACGAAUUCGUUGGUGCUAGGCGUAGCAAACAUACUGUUGUAGCCUAUAAAGAUGCAAUCUAUGUGUUUGGUGGUGAUAAUGGUAAAAGAAUGUUAAAUGAUUUGUUGAGAUUUGAUGUGAAAGAAAAAUCUUGGGGACGUGCAUUUGCAACAGGAGCACCUCCUGCCCCAAGAUAUCAUCAUUCUGCAGUUGUGCAUGAUUCUUCUAUGUUUGUAUUUGGUGGUUAUACUGGUGAUAUACAUUCCAAUUCAAAUCUCACCAAUAAAAAUGAUUUAUUUGAGUACCGAUUCCAAACUGGUCAAUGGACAGAAUGGAAAUUUAUUGGGAAAACACCCGUAGCUAGAUCUGCACAUGGAGCUGCUGUGUAUGAUAAUAAAUUAUGGAUAUUUGCUGGCUAUGAUGGUAAUGCAAGAUUGAAUGAUAUGUGGACUAUAUCAUUAUUACCUGGAGAAUUAAGAGUAUGGGAAGAAGUUGAUCAAUCUGGUGAUUGUCCACCAACAUGUUGCAAUUUUCCUGUUGCUGUAGCACGUGAAUCUAUGUUUGUAUUCAGUGGUCAAAGUGGAGCUAAAAUUACAAAUAGUCUCUUUCAAUUUCACUUUCGAGAAAAACGAUGGACGCGAAUUUCAACGGAACAUAUACUUCGUGGUGCACCACCUCCGCCAGCACGACGAUAUGGUCAUACUAUGGUUAGCUUUGAUAGAUAUCUUUAUGUAUUUGGUGGAGCAGCUGAUUCUACGCUACCAAAUGAUCUUCAUUGUUAUGAUCUUGAUACACAAACGUGGAAUAUUAUUUUGCCAUCUGCUGAUAGUCAGGUUCCAUCUGGUCGUCUGUUUCAUGCGGCAGCAGUAAUUGGAGAAGCGAUGUUUAUUUUUGGUGGAACAGUUGACAAUAAUGUACGAUCUGGAGAGACAUAUCGAUUUCAAUUUUCGUCAUAUCCAAAAUGUACUUUGCAUGACGAUUUUGGAAGAUUGUUAAGCGGACGUCUUUUCUGUGAUGUAGAAUUUAUAGUAGGAGAUACAGAAACAAAAAUACCUGCUCACAUAGCUAUGGUAGCAGCUCGUUCGCAAUUUCUUAGGACUCGUAUUAGACACGCUCGAGAAAAACGAGAUAAACAUAUGGAAGAAGUAUUUGGAACUGUCGAUAUACCGAUUAAAGAUAUGCCAUUGUUAGAGGUAAGACUGAAAGAUGCUGUGCCAGAAGCAUUUGAAAUGGUCCUAAACUAUAUUUACACUGAUCGUAUUGAUCCAACGAAAAGAAACGAAGACGGAUCGAGCAGUCGUGUUGCUGAAGAUCCAUUAAGCAAUCGAAUUGUACUUCUUAUGAUGGAUGUCUAUCGUUUAGCUUUACAGUUCAAUAUGAAAAGAUUAGAACAAUUGUGUGUCCAGUAUCUAAAAGCAACUAUAAGUCGUGCUAAUGUUUUGGAAGCAUUGCGUAAUGCUGCUCAUUUAAAACUUUAUUUCAUAAAAGAGUUUUGUUUGAGUUUUAUCGUGAAAGAAAAUAAUUAUAAUCAAAUUGUAAUGAGUAAAGAAUUUGAGACUUUAGAUCAACCUUUAAUGGUGGAAAUUAUUAGGAAAAGACAAAUGCCUCAAAAAGGUGCAUUUCCUAGACAAUUUGAUCUUAAUGCAGGAACAACUUUGGAACAGGAUAUGGAAGCAUUUCUUAAAAGUGUUGGCAGAGAAUUUUGUGAUAUAACGCUCAUGUUAGAUGGUGUGCCAAUUCCAGCUCAUAAAGCUGUUCUUGCGGCACGAUGUAGCUAUUUCGAGGGAAUGUUCCGUUCUUUUAUGCCAGAAAAUAAUACUGUGAAUAUACAAAUCGGUGAAAUGAUCCCAUCUUCUGAAUCAUUCGAUUCUUUAUUAAGGUACAUUUAUUAUGCAGAUGUUUCGAUGCCACCCGAAGAUUCUUUAUAUUUAUUUACCGCACCAGUUUUUUAUGGUUUUACAAAUAAUCGAUUGCAAGCAUUUUGCAAACAAAAUCUUGAAAUGAACGUUACUUUUGAAAAUGUUAUACAAAUUUUGGAAGCUGCGGAUAGAAUGCAAGCUGUUGAUAUGAAAAAAUAUGCAUUAAAUCUUAUCGUGCAUCACUUUACAAAGGUUGCAAGGUUACCGAAGUUAAAGCAAUUAAGUCGCGAACUUUUACUGGAUAUUCUGGAAGCAUUGGCCGAUGAACGUAGUGAAGCUCGAACAUGUCAAGACAUGGCGAAUGAUUGCUGACGGAUCUCGGGCUCACAUCGUCGUCCCCGUAGUUGGGAUUUGCCUUCGCCCUCGAGCUUUCAACCUGGAACUUUCCGAGAAUACGAGCAAGAAACAUCGUCCGUUCAAAAUCACAAUUGUACGUUCACAAACGACACGUGAAAUGUUACUCACAGGGGAGAUUGUAUAAUAUUUUUCUCAUGUGUAUAUUUUGUCGACAAUGUAUAAAAAAGAAACACCCAUCGAUCCCCAGCGUUAUAAAUAUGUACAUUAAACGUCUCGCAAUGUAAGAUAAUUUAUUGGAUAAAAGUAUAAGUUUGUACAGAAUAUAUAUAUAUAUAUAUAU
Molecule: messenger RNA, 2967 nt
Organism: Apis laboriosa (Himalayan honeybee)
Lineage: Eukaryota; Metazoa; Arthropoda; Insecta; Hymenoptera; Apidae
Gene: Lztr1
Product: leucine-zipper-like transcriptional regulator 1
Exons: 10
Coding region: 345-2642 (765 amino acids)
Cellular component (GO): Golgi apparatus
Molecular function (GO): protein binding
Source: RefSeq, a predicted model, not a curated record